This is a messenger RNA of Colossoma macropomum (tambaqui), 2270 nucleotides long. RefSeq names its product porcupine O-acyltransferase like (gene porcnl). Bases 581 to 1921 code for a protein of 446 amino acids. Gene Ontology annotation, biological process: lipid modification; protein palmitoylation; Wnt protein secretion. The record is from RefSeq and is a predicted model, not a curated record. Gene Ontology annotation, molecular function: Wnt-protein binding; palmitoleoyltransferase activity. Lineage: Eukaryota; Metazoa; Chordata; Actinopteri; Characiformes; Serrasalmidae. Gene Ontology annotation, cellular component: membrane; endoplasmic reticulum. The transcript has 14 exons.
GCCUGAAAUCAAUGCGGUCCCACACACACACACACACACACAGAGAGAGAGAAAUCUGCUUUAUUUAUCUGCGAUUUAUGCCUUUAAUAACACUUACACUCACUUACCGGACUGGAAGAGCGUUAGCGGAUAUCAUAAAUGCUCCACUGCUCCAUUAGCUUGAUAGUGGGUCGCUAACCUUUCCACUGCAGACUGAAAGAAAAGUUUCAGGUAGUAGUGAAGGCAUUCCUGUGAUUCCUGUGACUGAGCUGGAUACAAAGCCAAACCUGACUAGUCCAGCAUUUACAGAAACAGCUGCUCAUACACAGUUAUAGAUUAGCCAACUUAUUUAAACGCGCCAGAGAAAGAAAGCCUGUUUCCUAAAUUCCCUCAGUGAUGUGUAGAGAAGAUUACAUUAGUGGAGGAAUUUAAGCACGUAGUAGCACGUUUAAGCCGUUCAGGCUGACGGUGAGAACCAGCGCUUCAGACACAAACCUCAGGAUAUUUGUGUGACCCAAAAUCAUCAAACAGAGAAAUGUAAAGCUGUAUUCUUAACCUGGCGUAAUGAGGUCCUGUGUGUGGCUAACAGCCAGAGGUUGCCAUGGAGUCCUUUGGGCGGCAAGAGUUUUUGCAGUAUUUGGCAGAGGGCUGCAUUUUACCCACAGCGCAGCAGGGCCUGGAGCAGGUGUGGCAGCUACUGCUGGUCUGCUUGCUGUGCCGGAUCGUCUGCAGACUGGGUAUUCCAGUUCAUGUGAAGCAGCUGAGUUCAUUAACAGGAGGCCUGUAUGUGCUGUAUGUGUUCUUUGAGCUGCACAUGGUAUGGGUGAUCAUACUCAGCCUCCUCUGCUUCCUCAUCCUCUUCCUCUGCCGAAAGUCCAGCAGCCGAGGGGUUUUUCUUUCGCUCGCUAUCCUCAUCUACAUGCUCCUGGGCGAGCUGCACAUAAUAGAUCCAGAGACUUGGCAUAAGAUGAGGGGCUCGCAGAUGGUGGUGGCCAUGAAGGCCAUCUCUCUGGCCUUUGACCUCGACCGAGGGGCUGUGUCCUCCUUUCCUACGAUGCUGGAGUUUCUGAGCUACGUCUGCUUUGUGGGAACGGUCAUCUUUGGCCCAUGGAUUAGCUUCACUAACUACAGAGAUGCUUUGGAUGGCCGCAAAAUGAGUGUUGCUUGGUUUGGCAAGGUUGCCUUGAGUUUUGUGAAGAGUCAGGUUUGCCUGGUCAUUUCCACCUGCAUCGCUCCUUAUCUCUUCCCUUACUUCAUUCCCAUCUAUGGAGAUGGGCUUCCUCGCAGGUGGCUUCAUGCAUAUGAGACCGCAGUGUCUUUUCACUUCAGUAACUACUUUGUUAGCUAUCUGAGCGAAACAACCAUUGUUAUGGCUGGGGCUGGAUUUUCUGAGCACAAAGACCACCUCAAAUGGGAUAUAACAGUUGCAAAGCCGCUCAAUAUUGAAUUGCCCAGAUCAAUGGUGGAGGUGGUCACCUCUUGGAACCUGCCAAUGUCUCGCUGGCUGAACAAAUAUGUCUUCAAGAGUGCUCUCAAACUUGGUACAUUUCCUGCAAUCUUGGUGACCUACACAGCCAGCGCUCUGCUUCAUGGUCUCAGCUUCCACCUGGGAGCAGUGCUGUUGUCUCUGGGAUUCGUCACAUACGUGGAGCAUGUUCUUAGAAAAAGACUGGCCACCAUCUUCAAUGCCUGCAUCCUAUCUAAACACUGUCCAAGUGACUGCCAGCAUCAGAACAAAAAGGCUGUGUGGGUGUACGGGACGAACCUGUUCUUCAGCGCAUUGUCCAUUUUUCACCUGAUAUAUCUGGGCUCUCUCUUUGACCUGGAUGCUGAGGAUGAGAAGGGUUACAUGGCUAGUUACACCAUUCAGAAAUGGUCAGAACUGAACUGGGCCAGCCAUUGGGUGAUGUUAGGGAGCUGGGUCUUCUACUGGCUCAUUUAAAGAUGAGUGUGAAAACGUGGAUCAAGACGAUGACACUUUUCGCUCCUAGGACACAAAUCCUGGCAGAUUUUAAGCAGAACUACAGUGGACUGCUUUUUUCAGUGAUCCUGAGUUGCAGAGAUCCCUUGAGCCACAUCAUUCCUGCUUUCAUGCUUUAUAUUGACAUUGUCAUACAGAUUCUUGAUAUUUACUCUUCCACCACAUACUGUAUACUGUAGAUCUGAGACAUCUAGAUGAAAUAGGUGAAAAUGCCUUACUUGUUUUUGUUACAACUUUUUAUAUGUUACCAAGAUAGCUUACGUUUCUGUAAAGUUAUUUAUUGUUUUCUAAUAAAACCUGUUAGACAGUU